This is a messenger RNA of Acanthochromis polyacanthus (spiny chromis), 4605 nucleotides long. RefSeq names its product NACHT, LRR and PYD domains-containing protein 12-like. The record is from RefSeq and is a predicted model, not a curated record. NCBI's taxonomy places the organism in Eukaryota, Metazoa, Chordata, Actinopteri, Pomacentridae. Gene Ontology annotation, molecular function: protein binding. Bases 259 to 3138 code for a protein of 959 amino acids. The transcript has 9 exons.
UGCUGGAUGGAACUGCUUGGGGGUCGACAGGAGGAAGUCUGACAGAAACACACGCCCACCAUCCGCCACAGCUGAAGCUGCCAUAUGCAGACUUCCUCCAUCCGAGACAUGGAUGGAGUUUUGACGACGCUUUACUUUACCGAAAAUUAAAUCGCGUUUACGAUUUUCCUUCUUGUUUGUUUGCAGCUAGCAAAGCUGCCGUGAGUCCAUUCCUCACCGUGUCUUUCCGGGAAGGCUCGGGUGUUUUUGGGAACGUCUAUGAUGGAUCUCCAAAGCUCCUUGAAAACCACGCUGAAGAAUAAAUACCAGACAUUGAAAGAAGCAUUUUCCAAGAAACCAUUGCUCCCCUCAAGAUGUCGGAACCUCAGCGCAUACUUCACAUCAUAUAAUUUUCACGAUCACGAGCUCAGACAUGUUGAUACUUCUUACCUUCCUGUAGAUGUUGUUCAUGCAUGUAUGCCACUCGCCGAAGUCUUAUCAUGUGAAUACGGAUAUUUCAGCAACAGAAGAACCAUCCUCACUUUAGGAGUGAGUGGAAUUGGAAAAACCACAGUGGUUCAGAGUUGCGCUCUUGAUUGGGCCGAGGACAGGGGCCACCAUGACAUUCAGUUCCUGUUUCCUCUCAACUUCUGGGAAUUGAAUUUGCUUAUUAAACACAAACUGAGCCUGAUCGAACUUCUCCAGAUGUUUUACCCAGAACUGAAGGGACUCAAUGCGUCCAGCCUAAACAGCGAUGCCGUGUGGUUUUUCUUCGACGGACUGGAUGAGUUUAAUCUCAUGCUAGACUUCUCUUGCCCAUCUGUUAGUGAUGUUUCUGAAGCAUCCACAGUAGAUAAUCUCGUUACUAGUCUGAUUGUGGGAAGUUUGCUUCCUAACGCUCACAUAUGGGUAACGUCCAGAUUUUCAGCUAUGAAGCAAAUCCCCAGAACCCUUAUGCUUAGAGAGACUGAACUGAUGGGUUUCAACGAUGCACAGAAGGAACAGUACUUCAGGAUGGUUAUUGAUGAUGAAGAACUGGCCUAUAAAGCAAUCAACUGUGUGAGAAUAUCAAGGAGCCUGAACUUCCUCUGUCAAGUACCUUCAAUCUGCACCAUUAUGGCACAUGUUCUGGAGACUCCUUUUGAAACAGGUAACCGAUAUCAAAUAAAACCUUUGACUCUGACUCAGAUUUACACUCUCGGUUACAACCUGGUGGAAACCUCGGAUGUUGUCAGCAAACUGAAAAAGCUGGCACUACUUCGGAUGGGAGAGGGCAGCGUUAUGUAUGAGGAGAACCUUUUAGAGUUGGGCAUCACCGUUAAGGAGGCAUCAAUAUUCUCCAAAAAGUGCCCACUUCUGUUGAGAGAGGAAACGGGGCUGCACAACACCACAGUGUUUCGUUUCAGUCACGUGAGUGUCCAGGAGUAUUUGGCUGCGUCAGCCAAACUGGAUGAGAUUGAAGCGUCCGAGACUCCUUCGCUUUCCGAUAGCUGCCAAAGUCUGGUGGAUGCAGCUGUGGCGCACAAACAGGGAAAAUGGGAUAUCUUCCUCCGUUUCAUCUUUGGCCUCAUCAAGGAACGUCACCUGUUGGAGCCCAAUGAUUUGCUCUUUUUCUACACCAAGAAGGUCAUGUUGGAAAACAUUUUCGAUGACAAGUUCGACCCUUUGUUCCCCUCUUUGAAGGAGUAUGACAGCCAGGCUUUAGUGUAUGAAUUGAACAGCUAUAGGAAACACGCUUCCUCUCCAAUCAGUGGAUUCCAGCCGAUGCACUGGGAAAUUGUGAAAGAAAGGCUCAGAAACUGGGACAUGAUAGAAGACUGUUUUGAGAUGCCUGUGUCAGAGAGAUGUGAUAAGCACCUCAUCAGGCUACUACCGACUAUUUUGAAGUCAAAACAAGCCAUGCUGCGAUUCUCUAACCUGACAGAUGACUCCUGUCCAGCCUUGACAGCAGUUCUGAGCACAAAGGAGUCCCACCUGAGAGAGCUGGACCUGGGAUACAACAACAUCAGUGACUACGGAGUUGGGCUUCUUGUCGACGGGCUGGUCGAUAUAAAUUGCAGGCUGAAAUCACUCAGGCUGCAGUGCUGCGGAAUGACCUUCCGAUCCUGUGAAGACCUGGCCAAUGGCCUGUUACUGACCGAGACGCUGCAGGAGUUGGAUCUUAGCAGAAAUGAAAUAGGAGACGAGGGACUGUUUCAACUUUCUGAAGGUUUGAAAGCAGCUCGGUUAAAAAUGCUGAAACUAUCACAGUGCAACAUUGAGAAACAGGGCUGCUGGGAUCUGGCUGCAGCUCUGCAGGAGAACUCUAAACAUCUUAAAGUGUUGGACCUCAGCAGCAAUAUGGUCGGAGACAAUGGCGCCAACGAACUCUUUACGAAAUUCGACAUAUCACGGCUAACAAAGCUGGAGAUGUACCACUGUGGUCUCACCGCACUGAGCUGUGGACUUAUUGGGGAAGCUCUGAAGUCUGAAACCAGCACUCUGGUGGAGCUCAAUCUGAGCAACAACAAACUGAAAGAUGCAGGAUUUAGAGCCAUCUGUGAAGGCAUGUACGCGUGGUCUCGACUGGAAAAACUCAAUGUUUCAAGAUGUGGAAUCACUGAGAAGGGUUGCGUUUUCCUGGCCAAAGUCCUGUGCACGGUGUCGCAGUACUACAGCGUUGGGGUUCAACAAAUGAACUGGCAGGCGGUCGAGCUGAGAGAGCUCGACAUCAGCAUGAACCUUCUUGGAGACAGAGGAGUCAAAGAAAUGUCACCUGGCCUGCAGAACCCUUACAGCCACCUCAAAACUCUCAACCUGAGUCAUUGCGGCCUGAAUGACGACUGCUGUUCAGAACUCGCGUCAGGAUUUGCAUCGAUCAACAGUGUCCUCAGUGACCUGGACCUGUCCAACAACGACCUUCGCGAUAGGGGAAUGAAGAAGCUCUGCGUAGGACUCAGAAACCCUCAGUGCAAACUGAAAAAACUGUCACUGAGGAGCUGUGGCCUGACCUCUAAGAGCGUUCAGUUCCUGACCUCUGCCCUGAAGUCGAACCCCUUCCAUCUAAAAGAGCUGCAUCUGAUGGGCAACAAACUGGAAGACCCUGAUAUCGAAGUGCUUGUGGAGCUAAUGAAGUGCAAGAAAUACACGCUGCGGAUAUUAGAUGUCUCAGCAGAUUGAAGAACUCACACAAAAGGACACAAACUGUUCAAACUGACUCACAUUUCUCAAAUUCAUCAUCGACUGAACCACUAAAAACUCAUAAAAAUGUGCCAUAGUUACACAUUUAGAAGUUUUGUCCAGCAAAAGGAUCCUAUUCUAGCUUAAAAUGGCCAAAAUGUAGCUCUACAAUGUAGCGUCCUGCAUAAUGUGUUACCAAGUUAUGUGUUAACUUAAUAAUCUCACUUUAAUAGUUUACUUUGCUGCAUUCUUAUGUAUUUUUAUGAAACCAAUUUGUGCCUUUUCUGCAUCAGUUUAAGGUGAAAAUGUUAUUAUUCAAAGUGACCAAAAAUAUAGACAUAGCAUGUGAUAUUUAUUUAGUUUUGUAAAUUCUUUGAGUUAAGUUUUCCCUUUUUUCGCUUUUUAAUCAUGAUCAAUUUAUUUAGGCUUUUUGGCAAGAUUUACCCUAUUUAAGUGUUUUGAAUAAUUCUGUUUUCACUUUGACAGAGUCUUUUUAUGGAAUGAAGUCGAGUUAAAAAAUGCCUAAAUAUUUUGACCAUGAGUUUAUGUAUCACAGGGAAAGAAAUAUGUGUUGUUUCAACACCUGGAACCUUUUAAAUAGACGUAUGAAAGAACCAAAUAUAUUGGAAAUGAGAAUAACAAAACAUGACAAAUUUGAUUUAUGCAUUUUUGUUCACAUCAGAGAAAAAGAUAAUUUACAUAUUGCAUUUACAUUAUUUUUCAGUGUAUUUUUGCAGUUCUGCAUUUUAAUAAUUGAAAGACUUAAAUCAAUGUACCUUUAGAUUUGAUAGUAUUUGUUCUGUUAUAUUUACUUCACUUUGACAGUUACUAACAAUAAUAUUCAUUGCAGCACGUCCACUUACUAGAAAUCUUCUACAAGUGAAUUUUCUGUGCUGCAACUGUUUACCUACUUGGCAGCCCUGUGUCAUAUUUUUGUAUAAUACAUAGAAAGAAAAACACAGAAUUCAUGUACCAGCUGGAAAUUCAAAUUGUAAAGGCUCACAUAUUUUUUACAUUGCUUUCAAAUAUGUAUAUUUGUGCAGAUCAACUAUUGAAUCUCCACAUAUUUACUCUUCUGUCCUCUUGUUUGAUAUGAGAGAAAUUACCUAUUUUAAUAUGACACAUGUUCAGAAGGUUGUUUGAAAGCUAUGCCUUUGUUAGACACCUAUUUGGAGCAUCUAUAUGUUUCAGUGCCUCAUUCAUUUGACUUUGUGGACUAUUAUGUAAAAUUGUUAUUGUGAGAUAUUUAUAUUAUUUCCUGUGUAUUUGUUUCUUUUAAGCGUUAUUUAAUUUUUAUUUUUUUUUACCUCCUGUCAAGGUCACUGUGUGCAUCACGUGAAAGUUGAAUAAUACACACUCCUACCAAUGCUGUAUUAUUGUGUGUUAUAACUGAAUGUAUCACGUCUGUGUGAAAUGCAUUCCAACUGUGACCACACAAUAAAAGCAGCCCUGUUCUUUUUGCACCAA